Cyanistes caeruleus (blue tit) is the source of this 5186-nucleotide messenger RNA. NCBI's taxonomy places the organism in Eukaryota, Metazoa, Chordata, Aves, Passeriformes, Paridae. The record is from RefSeq and is a predicted model, not a curated record.
UUCCAGGACUGGCAGCCUCCAUUUGCAUGCGAUGUCGACAAGCUUCACUUCACACCGAGGAUCCAGAGGCUCAAUGAACUGGAGGCCCAAACUCGUGUAAAGCUGAAUUUUCUGGACCAGAUUGCAAAGUUUUGGGAGCUUCAAGGAUGCACACUGAAAAUUCCACAUGUGGAGAGGAAGAUCUUGGAUUUAUUUCAGCUUAACAGACUAGUUGCAGAACAAGGAGGAUUUGAUGUCGUUUGCAAGGAGAGAAAAUGGACCAAAAUAGCCACGAGGAUGGGCUUUGCUCCUGGCAAAGCCGUGGGCUCGCACAUCCGCGCGCAUUACGAGCGGAUUCUCUACCCCUACAACUUGUUCCAGUCAGGAGCGAGUCUCUUGUGCUUGCAGAAGCCAGAUCUGAGCAGUGACACGAAGGACAAGGAGUACAAGCCCCAUGACAUCCCGCAGCGACAGUCGGUGCCGCCGUCGGAGAGCUGCCCGCCCGCGCGCCGCGCCAAGCGCCUGACGCCCGAGGCAACCAAUGUUAAAACUGAGACUGACCCUCCAGAGGCCAGAACUCACAAUCUGAGACGCAGAAUGGGCUGUGCCCCUCCAAAGAGUGAAGGUGACAAGGAAAUUCGCAGUGUGGUGAAACUCCCUGAGAAGAAAGAACUUUCUGGGGAGCCAGAGAAGGACAAAUCUAAAGUCAGAUCUAAAAAACCCACCAAUGCUGUGGAUUUGUAUGUGUGUCUCCUGUGUGGCAGUGGGAAUGAUGAGGACAGGCUCCUGCUGUGUGACGGCUGUGAUGACAGUUACCACACCUUCUGUUUAAUUCCACCCCUCCAUGAUGUUCCCAAGGGGGACUGGAGGUGUCCCCAGUGUCUGGCUCAGGAGUGUAACAAGCCUCAAGAAGCCUUUGGGUUUGAACAAGCAGCACGGGACUACACCCUCCGCACAUUUGGGGAAAUGGCUGAUGCCUUCAAGUCAGACUAUUUUAACAUGCCAGUACACAUGGUCCCCACUGAGCUGGUUGAAAAAGAAUUUUGGAGACUUGUCAGUACCAUUGAAGAGGAUGUGACAGUGGAAUAUGGAGCUGACAUUGCUUCAAAGGAGUUUGGCAGUGGCUUCCCAGUUAGAGGUGGGAAGUUUAAAGUUAGACCAGAAGAAGAGGAAUACCUUGAUAGUGGCUGGAAUUUAAACAACAUGCCUGUGAUGGAGCAGUCUGUCCUUGCUCACAUCACUGCAGACAUCUGUGGGAUGAAAUUGCCCUGGCUGUACGUAGGAAUGUGCUUUUCCUCAUUUUGUUGGCAUAUAGAAGACCACUGGAGCUAUUCCAUUAACUAUCUGCAUUGGGGGGAGCCUAAAACGUGGUAUGGAGCCCCAGGGUACGCAGCUGAGCAGCUGGAGGAUGUAAUGAAGAAACUUGCUCCAGAGCUAUUUGAGUCCCAGCCAGAUCUCUUGCACCAACUUGUCACCAUAAUGAACCCGAACACUUUGAUGGCCCACGGGGUGCCUGUGUACAGAACCAACCAGUGUGCUGGGGAGUUUGUGAUCACCUUUCCCAGAGCUUACCACAGCGGCUUCAACCAGGGCUUCAACUUUGCUGAAGCUGUGAACUUCUGCACCGUGGACUGGGUAUGUUCCAAACCAGUUUUUUUUUACACUCUGAAGUAUUUCUGCUGGAAGGAUUUCAACCGCUACUGCGUCUUCUCCCACGACGAGAUGAUCUGUAAAAUGGCUUCCAAAGCAGAUGUCCUGGAUGUUGUGGUGGCAUCUACAGUCCAGAAAGACAUGGCUAUUAUGAUUGAAGAGGAGAAGAGAUUGCGUGAGAAGGUUGAUAAACUGGGAGUGACUGACUCGGAGAGGGUGACGUUUGAGCUGUUCCCUGAUGAUGAGCGACAGUGCCUGAAGUGUAAAACCACUUGCUUCAUGUCAGCAGUUUAUUGUCCUUGCAAGCCUGGGUUGUUAGUGUGCUUGUACCACAUUGAGGACCUCUGUUCCUGUCCCACCUACAAAUACAAACUGGGGUACCGCUACACCCUGGAGGAGCUGUACCCGAUGAUGAACGCGCUCAAGAUGCGCGCCGAGUCCUACAACGAGUGGGCUUCCAACGUCAACGAGGCCCUGGAGGCAAAGAUCAACAACAAAAAAAGUCUCAUCAGUUUUAAGGCUUUGAUAGAAGAAUCAGAAGUGAAAAAGUUCCCAGACAAUGACCUGCUGCGACACCUCCGGCUGGUGACACAGGACGCGGACAAAUGUGCUUCAGUGGCCCAGCAGCUGUUGAAUGGCAAGAGACAGACCAGGUACCGCUCCGGGGGAGGGAAGUGCCAGAACCAGCUGACGGUGAACGAGCUGCGGCUGUUUGUUAGGCAGCUCUAUGCCCUGCCCUGCGUCCUCAGCCAGACACCACUGCUGAAGGAUCUCCUUGACCGUGUGGAAACUUUCCAACAGCAAAGCCAAAAGCUCCUUUCUGAAGAGAUGCCCAGCGCUGCCGAGCUGCAGGAGCUGCUGGAUGUCAGCUUUGACUUUGACGUGGACCUGCCGCAGCUGCCGGAGCUGCGGACGCGGCUGGAGCAGGCGCGCUGGCUGGAGGACGUGCAGCUGGCCUGCUCGGAGCAGAGCUCCCUCACUCUGGAUGACAUGAGGCGUCUCAUAGACUCCGGGGUGGGGCUCUCACCCUACCCCGCGGUUGAGAAGGCGAUGGCGAAGCUGCAGGAGCUCCUCACCGUGUCCGAGCACUGGGAUGACAAAGCCAGGAACCUGAUAAAGGCCAGGCCCCGGCAGUCCCUGAGCAGCCUGGCAGCAGCAGUGAAGGAACUGGAGGAGAUCCCAGCCUACCUCCCAAAUGGAGCAGCACUGAAGGAUGCGGUGCAGAAGGCCAAGGACUGGCUGCAGGAGGUGGAGGCUCUGCAGGUUGGGGGCCGUGUGCCUGUGCUGGACACGCUGGCGGAGCUCGUCACGAGAGGUCGAUCCAUCCCAGUGCACCUGGAUUACCUGCCCAGGCUGGAGGCCCUGGUGGCUGAAGUGCAGGUGUGGAAGGAGUGUGCAGCAAACACCUUCCUGUGCGAGAACUCUCCAUAUUCCCUUCUGGAGGUGUUGUGUCCCUGGUGUGACAUUGGGAUGCUCAGUCUGAAGAGGAAGCAGAAGAAGCUGAAGGAGCCAGUGCCAAGUGGCAAGAAGAAAAGCACUAAGCUGGAGACACUGAGUGACCUGGAGCGGGCGCUCUCCGAAAGCAAGGACACUGCGUCUGCGAUGGCCACGCUGGGAGAAGCCCGGCUGAGGGAGAUGGAGGCGCUGCGUGCCCUGCGAGCAGCCAAUGAGGUGAAGGUGCUGUCGGGCGAGGAGGACGCCGAGCUCAAGGUGUGUCUGUGCCAGAAGGAACCCACUGCUUCCAUGAUCCAGUGUGAGCUCUGCAGGGGCUUCUUCCACACCGGCUGUGUCCCGGUGCCCGGCGCCGCGCCGGGGCCGCGCGUCUGGCUGUGCCCGCACUGCCACCGCUCCAAGAAGCCGCCUCUGGAGAAGAUCCUGCCGCUGCUGGCGUCCCUGCAGCGCAUCCGUGUCCGGCUGCCCGAGGGGGAUGCCCUGCGCUACAUGAUCGAGAGAACUGUGAACUGGCAGCACAGAGCACAACAAAUGUUGUAUUCAGGGAAUCUAAAACGCAUCCAGGACAAAGUUGGCUCAGGAUUACUGUACAGCAGGUGGCAAGGCCCAGCGGGCCAGCUGCCAGAGACAAACAAGGUGUCCCAGACAAUUGGAGCAAUGUCAUUUUCCAUGCCUCAUGACUGGGAUAACAGAACUGUGUAUUUGCAUUCUCCAUUCUCUACAGGACAGCACUGCAUCCCACUUCAUGUCAUUAGCACUGAGCUGGAUGAGCUGAUGAUGGAAGCCCAGCUGCUGCAGGUUUGUUUGCCCGAGAUCCAGGAGCUGUACCAGGCCCUGUUCACGAAGCAGAGCCCUGCCCUGCAGCCGGAGCAGAGGUCACCCAGUGCAGCCACAAGUGAGAAGAAUGAGUGUUGCCGAGGGAAGAAGGAUGGGAUUAGUUACAUGGAGAGAAAGCUGAAGCGGCGUUUUGAGAGAGAGAGCUUCUGUGGUGAGAAGAGAGCGAGAGUAAAAAAGAUGAGAACACCCAAAAAGAAGAAACUGAAACUGAGUCAUUCAAAGGAUGUGUGCAGUAACAAACUGGAGAGAGAGCGGGAGCGGCUCCUGGAGCUGCAGCGCUCCAGCGACAGCCACUUGCUGGCCUCAGACACGUCGUUCUCAGAGCAGGAGGACUCCGAGGAUGAGGAUGCCAUCUGCCCAGCUGUGAACUGCCUCCAGCCCGAGGGGGAUGAGGUCGACUGGGUCCAGUGUGAUGGCAGCUGCAACCAGUGGUUCCACCAGGUGUGUGUGGGCAUCUCCCCAGAGAUGGCAGAGAAGGAGGAUUACAUCUGCGCCAGCUGCGCCGGGAAGGACGCCCAGUACCGAAAGUAAAACCCCCAUAAACCCUUCAGGACUCGAGUAAAGAAGGUUCCCAGUUUUCCAGUUAAGCCACAGGGGCUGGUUUAAAAACCAGAUUGCAAAUGGUGCUACUUCUAUCCUUAUGGGAUCAUUUUCCAGAACUCAAAACAAUUUUUGACACUUUUGUAUUUUCCCUUGAUCUGUUUGUGGUUGUUGAGGUUUGAGAUGCUGACUGUUUGCAGGGGUUUCCACUGAUUGGGAAGGCAUUUGACAUAUGCACCUUUAUUGUACAGCAUUCAGUUACCUCUGGGAUUUACUGGCAUAUUUAAUUCAGCUUGGUUUGGGUGCAAAAACAAACAAACAAACAAAAAAAAACCCCUGCACCAUGAAUUUUCCAAUAAUCCUCUUUUGAGGAAAUCCCUGUUUACUCUGUUAACUCUUUGGAGACUUUAGUUUUUUUCCACUUUGUUUUUCGUAGACUAGGUUUAUUUAUCUGAGCAAUAACUUCUAUGUCUGGUUUCAGUGACUGGAAUGACAACUGAACAGCGUGUUGCUUCUAGCAUUGGUUGAUGUACAGACAGCAAAUGUUAGAUCCUAGUGUCACUGAGGGCCCUGUGAUGUAGAAGACAGGAAAAAAAAAAAUCUGUAAAGUAAUUGCCACAGCUGUAUUUUGGCUUUCUCCUUUUUUGGGUAGCUUGUAUCAAAUGUUGCAGUUUAUAUUGUGGAAUAAACCCCUGGUUAUGUUAUAAAAUUAAAUGUUGGUGUUUUUA